AUAAACCUAAUUUAACGUCAAUUGGAUUUGAUAUUAAAGAUCAAUCUUUUUACUUUAAUAUUGAUGAGAAAAGUGUCAAAGAUACAAAAAAUAAAACAAAAGCUGUUGUUCAAGCAUGUGAUAAAGGUCAA
Racocetra persica is the source of this 131-nucleotide messenger RNA. Lineage: Eukaryota; Fungi; Glomeromycota; Glomeromycetes; Diversisporales; Gigasporaceae. The record is from the annotation of a GenBank genome assembly.